UCAUCUCAUCGGCAAAAGUGCAUAAAGCGUGUGUGGCAUCGGCGCAGUUCAGACUUAAGACUUGUUAGCCUAAAAAUUGAAAGUUUCUGCGUGUGCCGGUCGCCAUCACCCACCAAUCGUCGGCCAUACUUCUCUCUGUACUGUAAUUUUGUCCUCAACCUGCCCUGCCUAUUAUAUAUAUAUAUAUACAUAUAGUAUACCUACAUUAAAUACAUUACCUUUGGAAAGUUUUUGUUAUUCAUUGUAAUCUUGAAAAAUUUCCAAUGUGAUCUUUGAUUUUUCUACACACGUUUUUAGUUACUUCAUUGACACACACCCACCAUCCCACCACCAGCAUUGCUUAAGAAUUAUAAAGGAGCACACAUCACCUUUUUAAAUUUAAGACGAAGCAGUAUGAUAUGAAAAAGAGACACUGCAAAAAAUCACAAGAUGAAACCAUUUUUCUUAGUAUUUAUCUUAUUUUUACCGCAAUUAUGCAUUGCUUUCAAUUCAACAGAAGAUGACCUAGUAUUUGUCGACGAUGGUGACGAAUUGUCAUCGUUAACUAAAUCUGAUUCUGUUGAGGUUCAGCAUGAAGAUUAUUAUCGAGAGCAGCGACAUAAAGAUCAACGACAUUGGGAGAAUAAUUUGCCUAGUAAAAAAAAGUUUAAUAAAAUAGGCGAGGGACUUAAUAGAAAUGUCUCAGUUGGACAUGUUUUUAAAUUGAAAUUUGUAAAGCAUGCCUUUGGACAAUCUAUUCAACGAUAUGAGGUACACAUCAAAGGUAAUGGUAAAGGUUUUCCUUCAUCUUAUUGGCUUUACUGGGAUGAAUUCACAAAUACCUUAUUAGGUGUACCAUCUAAAAAAGAUAUCGGAAAGUACACUGUAAUUGUUAAAGCUUUAGGCAAAAACAAAAAAAUUAUUGAAAAAUUUAACUUUAUUGUGACAGUUGUUAUGCAAAGUAAUGAAUAUAAAUUGACAAGAUUCAAGAAUGAGAAAAAACAUUGCAAAGAUGACCAGUUUCAAUCGACAAUUUUAUUAAAUGUAAAGUUUGAAAACUUGAAUGGUAAAGUUAAAGUAGAAACUUUGGAAAAACUUGCUGAAUUUUUGGAUUUUAACACGAAUUCACUGUCAAUGCAACCGUUAAUGUAUGGAGAGAAACAUCAAACUGCUAUUCAAUGGCUUUCUGGAUGCGAUGAACGCUUUUGGAAAAAUCAAGAAGAAUUAAUGUAUCAAUCGCCUGAGCAAAUAAAGAUUCUCUCUAAAGUGUUGCAAUUGCCAGUUAUUCCUUGGCAAAAGAAGAUUGAUACUUCAAAAUCAUUUGAAAGAAAUCGUAGAGAUACAGGUUCAGGUGAUUCCUUAAAUGGCCAGGAAUACGACGGAUACGACGAUGAUAAUGAAAAUUAUGACGAUGACUAUGAUGAAGACGAAGACGAAGAUAGUAAUAAAGAAACAGUAACUGAAAACAAUGUAAACGUACAUUCGCCGCCUCACGUGUCUAGUUCGACAAGACUCAAUACCGAGGUGGAAUCUGAGCAUCCGCAUAGGCAUCACCACGGAGAAGAGACAAUAGAUUUAAAGCAAAUUGAAGAAAUUGAUGAGCACGACAUUGUGCCGAUACUCGAUCAUGGAGCAGCAUCUGGUUCUAACAAUAAUUCAUCUAGCACUACCACUUCUACCAUAGCUACCAUAACCUCUACUACUGAUCAUCCUUCUCCUUUUCCUCCAUCUACUUCUUCUUAUUCUUCUUCUUCUAUUGCAAGCACUACGCAAACGUUGUUAACUGAAACUGCGACAACGAGGAAUAUUAAGCCAGUAACAACAACAACAACAACAACAACAACAAAUCCAUCAGCAUCUACUUCUAAUGUAACCGAGUCAGUUACUUCUACAACCAUAGUUUCUGAUACCACAUUUAGUACAUUUGUUUCUUUGCCAACAAUGACUAUAAAUACUACAACUACUACUACUACUACUGAUGAUUUCACGGAAAAAUUGAAACAAACUGAAGAUGAUGCAGACACAAUUGUACCAAUUGAUUUGAAUGAAAACUCAACAACUUUGUCUUCUAUAUCGAAUCAAAAUACAAUGGAUAAAACAAUUGGAAAGGAGCAGCAGCAUCAUAAAACCACCGAGUCGUUUAUAAUAACUUCUAACGAGCCCACAGAUGAAACUACAAUUUAUUCAACACGAGAAGAUUCAACAACAGAAUCAACUGUUAAUUUCUCUAUUUCCAAUGUAUCAAUAAGUACAACAGUUGGUGAUAUAACCAGUACAAGACCUUGGAAAUCAUUGGAAAUAUCGAGUUCCACUGCUGAUCCUACUACAACAACUGUAAAAUUAGCUCCCACCACCACAAGUACAACUACAACUACAACUACAAUGAGCAAUUUACCGCCAGUUUUGUUGAGGAGAAUACAAAAAAUACCAAUCCUUGCUGGAAAAUCUAAAAUCCAAAUUAUAGCAAACGAUACGUUCCGUGAUGAUGUUGAUGGGUACACUAGGAAUUUACAUCUGUCUCUUUCUCCUAAAUUUGACUGGAUUGAAUUAAACAAUGAAACUCAGGAGCUUUAUAUGAUCCCUCUGAUGAAGGAUAUUUCAAGGCAUGUCUUUAAAUUGACGGCUACAAAUAGUAGAGGUCAGAGUAUUUCUGAAGAUUUUGAAGUUUAUGUUCAACAACCGUCAAAGAGAGUUCAAUUUGAAUUCCAUUUAUAUUUGGAUAUUCUUCAUCGUCAUGCAUUUUCCAGUGAUGUUGAUUGGAAGUUUAAGGUAAUUGAGAAUCUCUUUAAACUUUUCCAAGACAACAAUUAUUCGCACAUUACUUUUACUGAUAUCCACAUGGAAAAUAAUCAUCGAGCUAUUUUAUCAUGGACUAAUGACACUCUCUCGAAUUUCUCAGAAUGUCCUGCAGAGAGAAUAGAAGAAAUUCUUCAUGUUCUUGUAGAUAAAAAUGGGAAUCCAAGCUUGCGUUUAAAGAAUAUUUUUUUGCCAUCAAUUAAUGUGACAAAUAUUCUUAAUCGACCUAGUGAUCACAGUCAGUGUAGCAAUGAAAUAAUAAAAUAUGCAAAAUCAGAUUUUACAACUGAAACUUCUGUAGCAAAUUACAAUCCUAUUUUACGUAAUCAAAUUGACCGUUUAAAUUGCACUCUUGGUCAGUUGUUUGUUUUUAAAGUACCUGAGGAUACAUUUUUUGAUAAAAAAGAUGGUUCAACUCGUAAAUUGAAUUUAUCCCUUCGAAAUUCUGAUGGAUCAGAAAUUUCUCCCGAUGAAUGGUUACAAUUUGAUAGUAAAAAUCAAGAAUUUUAUGGUGUACCAAUGAAAGGUGACGUCAAGUCGAAAAUUUACCAUUUAGAGGCUAGAGAUAAAGAAGGUUUAGCAGCUAGAGACAGUUUAAAAGUCCACGUAUCCAUACCAUCUCCAAAGGAAUAUAGUGUAGAAUUUUCAAUGUUUUUGGAAAUUCCUUUUGAAGAUUUUGCAAAAUCAGCAAAAAGAAAACGUUUAUUCAUUGAGAAAGUAUGUGAAUUAUUUGGAGAUAGCGACACAAGCGCCGUUUCCUUGGAAAGUAUUACCACAGGCAGUACUGUAGUAACGUGGCGAAAUACAACAUUACCCACAAGAAAUUGUCCUAAUGAAGAAAUUGAUAAACUUCGCAAGGUUGUGGUGAAAGAGGACAAAACUUUAACGGAUCGUGUUGAUAAUAUUAUGGGGAGCGGUUUUUUCCCCGUGAAGCAGAUAAGUUUGACUCCUUUAGGCAGCUGUUUAGGAGAAUUGACUGGUAUUCAUAGACCUGACAGCGUUAUUCCACCUUUCGACGAUUCAAGAACAGUGGGAGCAACUAACGACGAAUACCUUAUUACAUUCGUUCUUCCAGCAAUUAUUAUUUUGACAAUGCUUAUAUUAGCUGGCAUUAUAGCCUGCAUAUUUUAUAAGAGAAGACGUAGUGGAAAAAUGAGUGUCAGUGAGCAAGAUGAUGAGAGACAGUCCUUUAGAAAUAAAGGAAUUCCAGUUAUAUUUCAGGAUGAAUUGGACGAAAAGCCAGAUCCAGGUAAUAAAUCACCGAUAAUUUUGAAAGAAGAAAAGCCACCUCUUCCUCCUCCUGAUUAUCAAAAGUCGGAAGACGGCGCAGACGUACCAAUGUUACCAAAGGAAAAUUCUGAAGAACCAUAUCAACCUCCACCACCAUUUGCUACCAAUCGUGACAAUAAUCGUCAAAAUCGACCAAAGCCUACGCCUACCUACAGAAAGCCUCCCCCCUAUGUCCCCCCCUAACGAAAUUCAUUAAAUUCACAUAAGCCAGCUAUGUUUGAAUAGCAAUUCCCUGCGUCCGAGAAAAGGGAUAUUAUACUAAAAAAAUCAUACAGUCGAUUUAAUAUUAAUUAUGAUUACCAUCAUCAGUAAUUGAUGAUGAUGCAUUAAUUGUUUUUUCGAUAUUCAUUCAUUAAUAUUAACCCGCAUUCUUUUGUUUUUGUUUUUGUAUUUACGUACCUACGUUAUACCGACACGCGCAGAAAUCACACGUUGCCUUUUGCAAUGAAUUUUAUAAUCUAUGCUAUUAAUAUUGUAAAUUCAGAUAUUUUACCCUGGCAUUCUACUUAUGGAUUUUUCAUUUCUGCUUUAUUUACUAGAAAUAUUCUGAUUACGCUCAUUACUACGCAGUGAAUUGCCGUGCAGUAAAUGUAUAGUGCCAUUUAUAAUUAUACAAUACUUUCGGCAGUAUUGUACUUAUAUUAUAUUUUCUCUUUUAUUGUAAUAUCAAAAAGAAAAAUCUAUGUGGAAAGGAACAAGAUAAUCAAGUAUUUCAAACUAUUUUAUUAUUCAAUACAAUAAUUGAUUGAAAAAUUUUUCUUUUUUUAGUGCAAUAUAUUUUUUAAUGUUGCAAUGGGGUUGUUGAUUUUAUAUACAUAUAAUUAUACAUUUCGAUAAAAAUGAAAAAAAAAAAAAAACCUAAAGAAAAAGCGUCAACAAUGUUUUUUUAACUGUUAAUUUUCAAUCACAUAGAAUCCAAGUCUUAAAAAGAAUAAUAAAAUCAUACAAAUCACUGCCAAAAAUAAAAAGACUUGAAAAAUACAUUACAAAUUAUUCGCAAUGAACGUCAAUCAUAUUUCAGGAUAUUAUAGAGAAAUCUAUCAAUUCACUAAUCAUUUGUUAAAUUAAAAAAUUGUACAAAUUUUUGUUGCGGACAAAUGAAGAGUUUAUUUUUCAGCAAGAGCUGAAUUAUUUAACUUGAUCUUUUUAGAAAAUUGUUUAGGAAAAAUGUUUGUGUAAUUUAUAAAAUCUUGCAGACAUUGUGUUUAUAGUGAGAAUUUAUUUUCAAUCAAGUGUAAUAGGGCAAAUAAUGAAUAAUUUGUAAUAAUAAUAUGCUGCAAUAAUUAUUGUUCUAAACAAAUAAUGAAAUGCAGUGAAUUGGAUAAUAAAAAUUUAUUUAAUAAUAAUUCAAGGUACAUUAGAAUUUUGUUUCUUAAAAUCAAUCAUAAAAAUGACAUUUCAUUUUCCCUGAUUGUACUAAUGAUUGAGAAUAUAUUCUCAUUUACUUUGAUGAAUUAGAAAUACAUGUCAUAUAGGAACAAUAUUGAAUUUUAUUUUAAAGUGCGUCUAUGUAUAUAAUAUAUUUACAAAUGUCGACCACUUAUUUUUCAAAAUUCUUUGUUUACACGCGCAUUUACGUUUUCAACUAAUUAAUGGCAUAGUAUAAUUGGAAGCAUAUAUGCAAUUUAUAUAUACACACACACAUAUAUAUAUAUAAUAAAUUUUUAAAGACUGUCAAUGCGAGGGUGACAUGUACCGCGUGGUAUAUAAUACACCGCUAGUAUUUUAAUAAUUUUGUCAAUCAAUGCUUCCAUUGAUUAAUUUUAAGCUGUAUAAUUAAUUGGGACGAUAUUUAAAGGCCAAAGCGACACUGAUGUGCUAAUCUCUACUAAUGUAAACAAUAUCGUCCUGAACAAUUUUGAUAGUUGUUAAAUAUUUUUACUUUAUUUAAAUAAUGUUUAAUGUAAACAAAUUUUAACGACAAUAAUUUCACCCUAAAAUAUAGAUUACAAGAAAGAAAAAGGAAUUAUUUUUUAUAAUGAAUGAAAACUUUUGAUAUACGGGGACGAUUUUGUAAACAUUGUUUAGAUUAAUAACACAGUGUGAUUUACACUAUUGAGAUCUAUUUAGAUGUUAAGCAUAUUUGCAUAAAACAUAACAUUACAUGAAAAAUAUCGUUUAUUUUAUAAUAAUUAUUAUAAAGAAAAACAAUUACCCAAAAAUAAUUUUUCUUAUGAGUCUAUACAUUGAAAAACUAGGGAAAUUUUUUAAAAAUUUUAAAUAAAAACCAACUUUUUGUCAUCAAAAAUGCUUAAGAAAAAAAUUUUAUUUAUUUAAAGCUUUUAAAGAAGAGAGAUAAUGCUGAAGAUAUAAAGAAUAGGUAUAUUUGUUUAUAAUUAUUGAAAAAUAAUUUUCUUUUUUAAAUCUAAAUUUUCUAAAUGCAUCAACACAUUUUCUUCGUGUAGUAAAAAAGCAGAAAUAUGAAAGAAGAAAAAACUGGAAAAAAAAAUGUUU
Molecule: messenger RNA, 6519 nt
Organism: Leptopilina heterotoma
Lineage: Eukaryota; Metazoa; Arthropoda; Insecta; Hymenoptera; Figitidae
Product: dystroglycan
Exons: 16
Coding region: 430-4248 (1272 amino acids)
Biological process (GO): morphogenesis of an epithelium; axon guidance; muscle attachment
Cellular component (GO): dystrophin-associated glycoprotein complex; dystroglycan complex; sarcolemma
Molecular function (GO): laminin binding; calcium ion binding
Source: RefSeq, a predicted model, not a curated record